This is a messenger RNA of Pseudocercospora fijiensis CIRAD86, 2424 nucleotides long. RefSeq lists its product as uncharacterized. The transcript has 3 exons. The coding region runs from base 1 to 2424 and encodes 807 amino acids. The record is from RefSeq and is a predicted model, not a curated record. NCBI's taxonomy places the organism in Eukaryota, Fungi, Ascomycota, Dothideomycetes, Mycosphaerellales, Mycosphaerellaceae.
AUGGCGGAACAACCACCGCGUGGUCGUGUGGACCACAAUAUGUCGCCACCACGUUCCUCCUCCUCCUCCUCUAUUCAUCCGGAUCAAGCACCGCCGCCGUUGCAAACUCGCCCUUCGUCGCGCGCCUCGAGUGGUAUACAAGCGCCGCCGAUGGCCGUACCAGUCAUGCCUUACGGCUUGAAUCCCUCGACUGGUCAGCAGGCUCAGCAGGUUCCUGCUGCUGCGAACAUGAUGGGACCGCCGCCUCUGCAGCAACCAACGCGCAGUGUCCAGGCGAGUGGCACCAACCCAUACAGCCCAGGCUCCUCAAGUGGUCAACACAUUCAACCUGUACCUCCGACCCCAAGUAUGAUGGGACCGCCGCCUCUCCUCCACUCAGCUGGUGCUAUGCCGGCAAAUGGGCCCAUGCCAUAUUCUUUUCUGGACCAUCCAAUGUCAAGAGGACCAGCGCCAUUCAUCGUUCCCCACGGCAUGAUGGUGGGUGCACCGAACGACAUUUUGGCGUCUCCCGACAUUUGGCCUUCUCUGGGCAUGACUCCACCAGGAACGCCGCUUCGCAGACAGCCAGCUGGCGGGCAACCAUAUGGUGCGCGCUCGGUGUCGCCAGCGCAGGAACAUCCAGGUAAUACGAGCAGCUGGAUGGGUUCUGGUCGAGGCUUCGGUGGCAUAAGAAUACCUGCAGCAAUUCCGACGCACGUCGCAACUGCUCGGCGUGUUGCUGCAGCGCGUAGUGGCCGCGCCUCGCCUUCCAACGCGAACAAUCGCCAGCGGAACCCACGACCAUUUCCUACAGUCGUUACUGGUCCAGAUCCGCCGAGCGGCAGCUCGUCGCAAGAGGAUCGAAGAAUUCCCAGCACUCUCCACAAUGCGUCUCCACAGCGUCCUCAGAAUUAUUUGCAGCAUCAAUUUCGACCACCAGCGGCCGCUAUUAACAGUCCGCAUCCACAGAACGGCAUCUCGUUCCAAGAGAAUCAAAUAUUGCCCACAACUACCCAGAGUGCACCGCCGUCGGAUCAAUCAUCUCCCCAAGCUCGUCAGAAUCCUUUGCCGCAGCAGUUUCAACACCCAGUCACCGCGAUGAACAAUUCAGAUCCACAGAACAGCAUGUUGCCGCCAGAGAGUCGCGGACCUCCUACCGAUACCCAGCAUGCAUCGCCAAAUGAUCAUGCAAAAUUCCUUGCCAUGAUCAACUCCUCGUCACAGUCAGAUGGGCAGAAUCCCCAAGGCGAACCAUUCGCGUCGUCAAGUCUGCAACGAAGAGCAGACAAUAUCAUUCCUGCAUCGGAGCCGGCACGCAAGCGACCAAGACUGGACGGCGCCUUCAGCCCAGCAGAGCCAAGCAGCGGCAGCGACUUGCCAGCUAGGUGUGCCGAUGAGACCAGCGGCGCCGGAGCUGCUGCUCCUCAAGGCCUUCCACCGCAGCGACCACGAGUAGACGGCGCUCUCAGCGCAGCAGAGCCAAGCAGCGGCAGCGACUUGCCAGCUGGGUCUGCCGGUGAGGUCAGCGGCGACGGAGCUGUUGUUUCUCAAGGUAAUCCACCGCAGCAACCACGAGUAGACGGCGCUCUCAGCGCAGCAGAGCCAAGCAGCGGCAGCGACUUGCCAGCUAGGUGUGCCGAUGAGACCAGCGGCGCCGGAGCUGCUGCUCCUCAAGGCCUUCCACCGCAGCGACCACGAGUAGACGGCGCUCUCAGCGCAGCAGAGCCAAGCAGCGGCAGCGACUUGCCAGCUGGGUGUGCCGAUGAGACCACCAGCGACGGAGCUGCUGUUCCUCAAAGCCCUCCACCGCAGCCACCAAGCUUGCAAGAUUUCUUGCGGAGGCGACAGGAGAACGCUCGCGCAGAAGGAAGGACACCAGCGGUCAUUCGAGACGCGCCUCUCACGCAAAAUAUCCAGGAGCUAUUGCCGCUAGAUGGCACCUGCCCAGCCUGCGGCAUCAACCUAGGCAGUUCCACCCACCCAGCCCAACUCGCCGCAAGAAUCUCCCACCUCGAAAACUGCAUCCAAAGAAUCUACUCCGACCACCCUUCCGAAGCCCCUCCCCUCCCCCUCACCGAUUUCUGGAGCGACGAACAAAAAGCCCGAAGUCUCUGCACCUCCGACAUGGAAAUCGACCUCGUGUCCAACCGAAUCCUUCAACAAGAAGACUUCCGCGACGCCACAAACGUCUACCUCCACCCAGCCACCACCCACGCUUGGAAGACAGAAAAACUUCCCAAAUUCCUGGAAGUUGAAGCGGAGAUUUUGAAGAUGGAUCAGUAUUUUCCGAUGCGGGCGGAGACGAGGGAGGUGGCUUUUAAGAGGAUGGAGGCGAAGGAGAAGGCGAGGAAGGCGAGGAAGGAGGUUUUGAAGAGGGCUUUGAAGGAGGGUGGGAAGGGGGGUGUUACGCUUGCGAAGGAGUCGAUGGGGAAUCGUGGAGAGUAG